This is a messenger RNA of Vicugna pacos (alpaca), 354 nucleotides long. RefSeq names its product forkhead box L2 (gene FOXL2). Gene Ontology annotation, biological process: cell differentiation; regulation of transcription by RNA polymerase II; anatomical structure morphogenesis. Gene Ontology annotation, molecular function: DNA-binding transcription factor activity, RNA polymerase II-specific; RNA polymerase II cis-regulatory region sequence-specific DNA binding. The record is from RefSeq and is a predicted model, not a curated record. Lineage: Eukaryota; Metazoa; Chordata; Mammalia; Artiodactyla; Camelidae.
GGGACAGCCCCGGAGAAGCCCAAUCCCGCGCAGAAGCCCCCCUACUCGUACGUGGCGCUCAUCGCCAUGGCGAUCCGCGAGAGCGCCGAGAAGAGGCUCACGCUGUCCGGUAUCUACCAGUACAUUAUCGCCAAGUUCCCGUUCUACGAGAAGAACAAGAAGGGCUGGCAGAAUAGCAUCCGCCACAACCUCAGCCUCAACGAGUGCUUCAUCAAGGUGCCGCGCGAGGGCGGCGGCGAGCGCAAGGGCAACUACUGGACGCUGGACCCGGCCUGCGAGGACAUGUUCGAGAAGGGCAACUACCGGCGCCGCCGCCGUAUGAAGCGGCCCUUCCGGCCGCCACCCGCGCACUUC